ACCGAGGCCAGGCCCAGUCCCCGCAUCCAGGGACACCCGCAGCCCGCAGUCCGCAGCCCGCUGGCCGCGCCGCGAGCCCACAGGCCGAGGGAAGGACGCGGCAAGCGCGCAGAGCAAGGCGCCGCAGAGCCCCGCGCGUGCUCUCUCACUCCACCGAGCCGCUCGGGACGCAAAUCCUCCGUUUCUCCGGCGCUUCCCGGCGACUCGGGCCAGCCCGCACGCUCCCACCCGCGCCGAGCGACAGCGCAGCGCCCGCAGGCGGCGGCCGCGCGCGGAACCCGGAUGGCCCUCCCGGCGCUCCGCGCGCCGCACAUGCGCAGUGGCCCGCUCGGCCCGAGGCGGCGCGCGCCGCAGUCCCGGCGCCGGAAGCUCCCGGCGGCUGGCGGGUCCCUACCGCGGGACCAUGUCGGCCCAGGGCGACAGCGAGUUCCUGGUGCAGCGAGCCCGGGAGCUGGUGCCUCAGGACCUGUGGGCAGCCAAGGCGUGGCUGAUCACGGCGCGCACCCUCUACCCCGCGGACUUUAACAUCCAGUACGAGAUGUACACCAUCGAGCGGAAUGCCGAGCGGACCGCCACCGCGGGGAGGCUGCUCUACGACAUGUUUGUGAAUUUCCCGGAGCAGCCAGUGGUAUGGAGAGAAAUCAGCAUUAUUACAUCAGCAUUAAGGAAUGAUUCACAGGAUAAACAAACCCAAUUUUUAAGAAGCUUAUUUGAAACUCUUCCUGGUCGGAUCCAGUGUGAAAUGUUACUAAAGGUCACAGAACAAUGCUUCGACACAUUGGAACGAUCAGAAAUGUUACUCCUGCUUCUGAGGCGCUUCCCUGAAACAGUAGUGCAACAUGGGUUUGGCCUCGGGGAGGUACUAUUAGAUGCUGAAACUGUUGAAGAACAAGAGUCUCCUGUUAACUGCUUUAGAAAAUUAUUUGUUUGUGAUGUACUUCCUCUAAUAAUUAACAACCACGAUGUUCGAUUGCCUGCCAAUUUAUUAUAUAAAUACUUGAACAAAGCAGCUGAAUUUUAUAUCAACUAUGUUACUAGGUCUACUCAAAUAGAAAAUCAGCAUCAAGGUGCUCAAGAUGCCUCUGAUUUAAUGUCACCCAGCAAGCGUAGCUCCCAGAAGUAUGUAAUAGAAGGACUGACUGAAAAAUCAUCCCAGAUUGUGGACCCUUGGGAGAGGUUGUUUAAGAUUUUGAAUGUUGUUGGAAUGAGAUGUGAAUGGCAGAUGGAUAAAGGAAGACGAAGCUAUAGUGAUAUAUUACAUAGGAUGAAGGACCUCUGCAGAUACAUGAACAACUUUGAUAAUGAAGCUCAUGCAAAAUAUAAAAACCAAGUGGUUUAUUCCACUAUGUUGGUCUUCUUUAAGAAUGCAUUCCAAUAUGUCAAUAGCAUACAGCCGUCUCUCUUCCAAGGACCUAAUGCUCCAAACCAGGUUCCACUGGUCCUGCUUGAAGAUGUAUCAAACGUGUACGGUGAUGUAGAAGCUGAUCGUAAUAAACACAUACACAAGAAGAGGAAACUAGCUGAGGGAAGAGAAAAAACCAUGCAGAGUUCAGAUGAUGAAGAUUGUUCAGCAAAAGGAAGAAACCGUCACAUUGUAGUCAAUAAAGCAGAGCUCACUAACUCCACUGAAGUGCUGGAAAGCUUUAAAUUGGCCAGGGAGAGCUGGGAGUUGCUCUAUUCCCUAGAAUUCCUUGACAAAGAAUUUACAAGAAUUUGUUUGGCAUGGAAGACCGACACUUGGCUGUGGUUAAGAAUCUUCCUCACCGAUAUGAUCAUCUAUCAGGGGCAGUAUAAAAAGGCAAUAGCCAGCCUGCACCACUUGGCAGCUCUCCAAGGGUCACUUUCUCAGCCACAGACUCCAGGACAGGGCACGUUGGAGCAUCAGAGGGCGCUCAUCCAGCUGGCAACUUGUCACUUUGCUCUAGGGGAGUACAGGAUGACGUGUGAGAAAGUCCUGGACCUGAUGUGCCACAUGGUCCUACCCAUUCAGGAUGGAGGCAGAUCCCAGGAGGAGCCCGCAAAAGUGAAGCCCAAGUUUAGGAAAGGUUCGGAUCUGAAGCUCCUGCCCUGCACCAGUAAAGCUAUCAUGCCGUACUGCCUGCACUUGAUGUUAGCCUGCUUUAAGCUUAGAGCUUUCACCGACAACCGCGAUGACAUGGCCCUGGGGCAUGUGAUUGUGUUGCUUCAACAGGAGUGGCCACGGGGAGAGAAUCUGUUCUUGAAAGCGGUCAAUAAGAUUUGCCAACAAGGAAAUUUCCAGUAUGAGAAUUUUUUCAAUUAUGUUACAAACAUUGAUAUGCUGGAGGAAUUUGCCUACUUGAGAACUCAGGAAGGUGGGAAGAUCCAUCUGGAAUUACUACCCAAUCAAGGAAUGCUGAUCAAGCCUUCUAGCCCUCCCCUGGGGUUACUGCAGCAGGAAUUCUUACCUGUGCUUCAGCCCAGCAUACAGACUGCUGACAGGCACCACACAGUCACUCGUGGCAUCACCAAAGGUGUGAAGGAGGACUUCCGCCUGGCCAUGGAGCGCCAGGUCUCCCGCUGCGGCGAGAACCUGAUGGUGGUGCUGCACAGGUUCUGCAUUAAUGAGAAGAUCUUGCUGCUUCAGACUCUGACCUGAUGAGGGGGUUUGCACCAGAGCUGGUUGCUGCGUGGUGAGAAGCGCUACACGGCAGCGAUGUCACCAUUCUCAGAAGAGCGUGCCUGAGCUCCAGCCCCGGGUUGUGUGGAAGUAGUGCACAAAGCCUGCAGAAGUUAUUUCUAUUUUUAAGAGUCAUGUUUUGUAAUUUUUGUAAAUAAAAAUCAUCCUAAAAUUUGAA
Molecule: messenger RNA, 2816 nt
Organism: Octodon degus (degu)
Lineage: Eukaryota; Metazoa; Chordata; Mammalia; Rodentia; Octodontidae
Gene: Ints10
Product: integrator complex subunit 10
Exons: 18
Coding region: 404-2617 (737 amino acids)
Biological process (GO): snRNA processing
Cellular component (GO): integrator complex
Source: RefSeq, a predicted model, not a curated record